Molecule: messenger RNA, 3627 nt
Organism: Choloepus didactylus (southern two-toed sloth)
Lineage: Eukaryota; Metazoa; Chordata; Mammalia; Pilosa; Megalonychidae
Gene: SRBD1
Product: S1 RNA binding domain 1
Exons: 21
Coding region: 32-3016 (994 amino acids)
Biological process (GO): nucleobase-containing compound metabolic process; translation
Molecular function (GO): mRNA binding; structural constituent of ribosome
Source: RefSeq, a predicted model, not a curated record
UCCUGGGCCUUCCGACACGCCGGGCGGGAAGAUGUCAUCAUUGCCAAGAAGAGCAAAAUUAAAAGUCCAGACUGCAAUAUCCAGAGAUGAAUUUUCUUCCUAUUCUGAUUUAUCAUCUGCCUCUGAGGAAGAUGACAAGGAAGAUAGUGUCUGGGAGCCGCAAAAGCAAGUUCCCAAAAGCCGUAAGCAGCCUAUUCCCAAGGAAUCCAAGCCAAAGAGGAUGCCUCGGGUGAAGAAAACCCUGCAGAUCAAUGAUGGCUCAGGAGUUGUAGCUGUUAAGGAGGAACUGAAUAGCUCUGUGGCAAUUGCUGAUGUCAAUUUGGAAGACGUAAAAAAUGAAUUAGAUACAAUGCAGACUCUGAAAACAGCAAAGACAAAACGGAGAAAUUCAGCUCAGUCACCUCCUGCUCAGAGGACCAAAAAGCUGAAAGUUGAUGAAGAAACCAGCAAAGCCUGCAGUUUAGAGAUUGGGAGGAACAGUACAGAGACACCAUCCACAAGUACCAUGUGGGAAGAUACAUGCAAGAAGGAAGAGAAUGAAGAUGACUUUACAUUUGGUCAGUCCCCUUUAAAGAAAAUGAAGACUGUAACAUGUCCUCAGGGGCAGCCUGUUAAAUUUUUGGCAAAUGUCAACAAUAUUAAAGAGGAGGUGGAAAUGAACUGGGACAUAGUGCAGGUUUUAUCUGAGAGAACUAAUAUUGAACUUUGGGUUUGUGCCAAUGUCAUUCGUCUCUUUAAUGAUGACAACACAAUUCCCUUCAUUAUACGUUAUCGAAAGGAGCUCAUUAAUAACCUUGAUGCUGAUUCCUUGAGAGAAGUUCGACAAACUCUAGAGGAGUUGCGGGCUGUUGCAAAGAAGGUUCAUAGUACCAUCCAGAAAAUUAAGAAGGAGGGAAAGAUGUCUGAGUGUUUGUUAAAAGCCUUGCUGAACUGCAAAACUUUUGAAGAACUAGAGCAUGUGUCAGCCCCAUAUAAAACUGGGAACAAAGGCACCAAAGCCCAGAGAGCAAAACAGUUGGGAUUAGAAGUAGCAGCCAGGACACUGCUUGAGAAUCCAGGGGCGCUCAAUCUGCUUUCUUAUAUUAGACCUGAUGUGAAAGGGCUUUCAGUGCUACAGGAUAUUGAAACAGGAGUGCAGCAUAUUUUAGCAGAUAUGAUUGCUAAAGACAAAGACACACUUGACUUCAUUCGGAAAUUGUGCCAAAAUAGAUACAUAUGUAUCCAGUCAUCUCUUGCAAAAGUAUCCUCCAAAAAGGUAAAUGAGAAAGAUGUUGAUAAGUUUCUGCUCUACCAGAAUUUUUCAUGCAACAUAAGAAACAUCCAACAUCAUCAGAUUCUGGCAAUGAACCGUGGAGAAAAUUUGAAGAUACUGACAGUCAAGGUCAACAUAUCUGAUGGAGUGAAGAAUGAAUUCUGUAGAUGGUGUAUCCAAAACAGGUGGAGACCACGUAGCUUUGCAAGGCCAGAGCUAAUGAAGAUCUUACACAAUUCACUGGAUGAUUCUUUUAAACGCCUUAUUUAUCCUCUUCUCUGUAGAGAGUUCAGAGCCAAACUAACAUCAGAUGCAGAGAAGGAAUCAGUAAUGAUGUUUGGACGGAACCUUCGUCAGCUACUUUUAACAAGCCCUGUACCAGGGCGUGCCUUGAUGGGAGUGGAUCCUGGUUACAAACAUGGUUGCAAAUUAGCUAUAAUUUCUCCUACCAGUCACAUACUUCAUACUGAUGUUGUCUACUUGCAUUGUGGACAAGGCUUCCGAGAGGCAGAGAAAAUAAAGAGGCUUUUGCUGAAUUUCAACUGCAGCACUGUGGUUAUCGGAAAUGGAACUGCCUGCCGGGAAACAGAAGCUUACUUUGCUGACCUAAUAAUGCAAAAUUACUUUGCACCACUGGAUGUUGUUUACUGUAUAGUCAGUGAAGCAGGAGCAUCAAUCUACAGUGUCAGCCCUGAAGCCAACAAAGAGAUGCCAGGGCUGGACCCUAAUUUGAGAAGUGCAGUUUCCAUAGCAAGACGUGUACAAGAUCCAUUAGCUGAGCUAGUGAAAAUUGAGCCGAAGCAUAUUGGAGUUGGAAUGUAUCAGCAUGAUGUAUCCCAGACUUUACUUAAGGCAACACUGGACAGUGUUGUAGAAGAAUGUGUCAGUUUUGUGGGAGUGGAUAUUAACAUCUGCUCAGAAGUUUUGUUAAGGCACAUUGCAGGACUCAAUGCCAACCGAGCCAAAAAUAUUAUUGAAUGGCGAGAGAAAAAUGGGCCCUUUGUCAACCGAGAACAGCUGAAGAAAGUGAAAGGACUUGGUCCAAAAUCCUUCCAACAAUGUGCUGGCUUCAUCAGAAUCAACCAGGAUUAUAUUAGAACAUUUUGCAGGCAGCAAACUGAAUCUGCAGGCCAAAUUCAGGGAGUUGCUGUGACAUCUUCAGCAGGUAUUGAGGUAACAAAUGAGAAGCAGGGCAAGAAGAAGAACAAAACAGCAGUGAAUGUUGUGUUGAAGCCAAAUCCUUUGGACCAAACUUGUAUUCAUCCGGAAUCAUAUGAAAUAGCAAUGAGGUUUUUAUUAUUCAUUGGAGGGACACUGCAUGAGAUUGGAAAGCCUGAAAUGCAACAAAAAAUAAAUUCCUUUCUUGAAAAGGAAGGAAUAGAGAAAAUUGCAGAAAGAUUGCAAACAACGGUACAUACACUACAGGUCAUCAUCGAUGGUCUCAGCCAGCCUGAAAGCUUUGACUUUAGAACAGAUUUUGAUAAACCUGAUUUCAAGAGAAGCAUAGUCUGCCUAGAAGAUCUGCAGGUUGGGACUGUUCUUACAGGUAAAGUGGAAAAUGCCACUCUGUUUGGCAUUUUUGUGGAUAUAGGUGUGGGGAAGUCAGGGCUGAUUCCCAUACGAAAUGUAACUGAAGCAAAACUUUCUAAAACGAAGAAAAGAAGGAGUCUUGGACUGGGCCCUGGAGAAAGAGUGGAAGUCAAAGUACUCAACAUUGACAUCCCCCGAUCUAGGAUUACUCUGGAUCUCAUCCGGGUAUUGUGAGCAUCCCACCAAAGUUCAAACACUGAUUUUUAUUUCCUCAUUUCUACAUAUUGGCAAAGAUAAUUCAGAUGUUUGUGAAUUCUGUGUAGCAGAUGAGAAACAUUUCCCUUCAUAUCAGACUAUUUCAAAACAAUUUCUUUUUCCUCCUGAAUAAAUAGAAAACUAACAGUUUGGUUUCUUUUUUCCAUUAAGAAAAAACCUAAUAGAUAUCCUUAUGUGGCUUCAUGUAGUGAUGAGUUUCUGAUCAAAAUUUUAUUUUUUGUAAUUUAUCUUUGGGUGUUUUUGCAUUUUGUGUAACAGAUUGCUUCACUUCUACUUGCCAACAACUUGAUGACUUGUAUGACUUUGUCUUCUUGAUUUGAAUUGUACACUUUCUUGACAGUAUAGGGCUGGCAAUGUUUAAUCCUCCCAUUGGAUAGACUUUUUUUUAUCAGAACUUUUGGACUUGCUUCAUGAUUUUGCAAUAAUCUUUAUUUUCCCUUGUCACCCAAAUCAAAAACAUACCAUUAACACAGAUCUUGAUUUGUUUGUAACUAUCAAAUGAAUGGCUCAAAACAUUCCUCAGAAGGACAUGUAUAUUGAUCCCUACAAUAAAAUUUGCGUCCAGUGAA